UGUGCCCAGCCCAGUGCACAGCAUUCUGAUACAACCGCAUCACGAGCCGGCCCUAGCAGCUCGGGACGGACAUUCGUAGCAGCCGUGCAUAGGUUAAAACCGGCCCCACGGAUUCACAUGACGAACGGUCGACCUGGACUUCCGGCAUAGGCAUAGGAGGCAGGCGUCGUAUGCACGGCCACUGACCGCGUGUCUGGGCCGGGCGCGCCAGCAUCGAAUCGCCUCUUCUGAGGAAUUCCCUGUCGCCGCCACAUGUAACGCCAGUCACUGUAAAAGUUUCUUGUUCCGGCUCCACGUGAACCCCUCGACCCCGUAGACGACGCUAGCCGGUUCACAUGCGGCUCACAGGCGUCAAUGCACGGCACAUCACACACGCCCGAGAGAGCCAUGUCCAUCUCUUCGUGAAUUUAUCGCCCCAAUCAGUUCAUCAAUAGGAGCAGCCACCCGUGCUGAAUGCUCUGAAAUCUGAAUGCCACUACCAAGCCGCACACAGAGAGUACGCAUUCGUAGGCACCGGCUAAGCCAAAAAAAAACUACUCUAGUAGUAGUAAUAACAGUAGUACGUGGAGAAAGGCCAAGUGUCUUGCGCGGGCGGGCGACGGAUCGGCAUCGAGCACCCCUCCGGCCGCGCUUGCUUGGCAAGCUCGAUCUCCUCCCGUGCGGGUGCGGCCUACCUAGGUGAGGUGAGCGCGGCCAGCAAGCAAAGCGGGCGCGGGCGCGGGCGCGGGCGCGGGCGCGACGGAUAUCAUAAUCUUUUGGCCCCGUCGCCGUCGCGGGGGGUGUUGCUGUUGCCCGCCCUCCCACUAUAAAUUCGGGCGGGAGGCCACGCAAAGAUCGUUGGUGCGGAUGUCCAGCUCCCGGCGGAACAGAGCAGCGCGGCACAAGUGUGAGCGUGGACUGGACCAUCAUCUACCUCUUCUGCUUCUCUUCUGCUUCUUCUUCCUCCACCUACUGCCGCUCUUGAGCAAGUGCCUUGGUCUCUGCAGGAGAGCACGAACUGCUGACCGACGGUGAAGCCUGGUACGAUGAAGAAGCUGGUGUUCUUGCUCUUAUGGGCUGCUGCUCUAAUGGAAGGUUCCAUGGUGAAGUCUCUCCCGUACGAUUCUUCAGCAAGCGUCGAGUGCUUGGUUGAGCCGAUGGAGCCUCACUACGGCGGCGGGGUCAUCGUCAACCCGGACUUCAACGCCGGCCUCCGCGGUUGGUCGGCCUUCGGGUACGGCAGCGUCGCCGAGGGCGCGUCGGUGGCCACGGGGAACCGGUACGCCGUGGCGGGCAACCGGACGCGGCCGUACCACAGCGUCAGCCAGAAGGUGUACCUGCAGAACGACACGCACUACACACUGUCAGCGUGGUUGCAGGUGAGCCAUGGUGUCGCCGCCGACGUGUGGGCCGUUGUCAAGACCGCCGAUGACUUCAUCCACGUCGGCGGCGCCGUGGCCAAGCCCGGGUGCUGGUCCAUGCUCAAGGGCGGGUUCACCGCCGCCAAUGCCGGACGCGCCGAGAUCUACUUCGAGAGCAACGCGACGGUGGACAUAUGGGUGGACAGCGUGUCGCUGAAGCCGUUCAGCAAGGAGGAGUGGGCGGCGCACCGGACGGAGUCGACCCGCGCCGUGCGGAGGAAGAUGGUGAGGCUCCAGGCCAAGGACUCCGGCGGGAACCCGCUGCAGGGCGCGGAGGUGUCGGUGGAGAACGUGCGCAGCAGCUUCCCUCUGGGCGCGGCCAUGAGCCGCGAGAUCCUGACCAACCCGGGGUACCAGCAGUGGUUCACGUCCCGGUUCACGGUGACCACCUUCGAGAACGAGAUGAAGUGGUACAGCACGGAGCCGGCGCCGGGGCGGGAGGACUACACGGUGCCGGACGCGAUGCUGGCGCUGGCGAAGCAGCACGGCAUCGGGGUGCGCGGGCACAACGUGUUCUGGGACGACCCCAAGCAGCAGCCGCGGUGGGUGCAGUCGCUCCCCUACCCGGACCUGCUGGCGGCGGCGUCGCGGCGGAUCCGGUCCUUCGUGUCGCGGUACGCCGGGCAGGUGAUCGCGUGGGACGUGGUGAACGAGAACCUGCACUACUCCUUCUUCGAGCGGCAGUUCGGGUGGGACGCGUCCACGGCCUUCUACGCGGCGGCGCGGCUGCUGGACGCCGGGUCGGCGCUCAUGUUCAUGAACGACUACAACACGCUGGAGCAGCCCGGGGAUAUGGCGGCGGCGCCGGGGAGGUACGUGGACCGGCUGCGGCAGAUCAUCGCGUCCUACCCGGAGAACGGCGCCGGCAUGGCCAUCGGGCUGGAGGGGCACUUCACCACCCCCAACAUCCCCUACAUGCGCGCCGCGCUCGACUCGCUGGCCCAGAUCGGGCUCCCCGUGUGGCUGACGGAGGUGGACGUGGCCGGCGGGCCGUCGCAGGCGCAGCACCUGGAGGAGGUGCUGCGGGAGGCGUACGCGCACCCGGCGGUGCAGGGGGUCAUCCUCUGGUCCGCGUGGCGGCCGCAGGGGUGCUACGUCAUGUGCCUCACCGACAACAACUUCAGGAACCUGCCGCAGGGGGACGUGGUGGACCGGCUGCUCGCCGAGUGGAGGACGGCGGCGCAGACCGGCACCACCGACGAGCAGGGCUACUUCCAGGCGGAGGUCGCGCACGGCGACUACAAGGUCACCGUCAGCCACCCGUCGCUCAACACCUCCGUCUCGCAGAGCGUCACGGUCGACCUCGGCUCCGGGAACCACUUCUUCAUCCAGGCCUAGUAGAAUAAAAAAUGCUUUCGCUAGGUGUAAUGCAGAAAGGUUCCAGAGCAUCAGAGUAGUAUUAUUAUUCAGAAAUUAUUACCACGUGAUAGAACACACUAGCUUAGCCGUUUAUGUACACAUAUUUUACACCGUACAAAAAACAAGAAGGCUGUGGGAAGGGGCGUUUUGGCGCCCGAGCCCAGCUAAUCCCGAUAUCUCUGCCUUCCAUUCCGAGCUCGGGAUGCGGGAAAAGCAGUCUGGCUCGUCUGACGCGGUUUGUGGAAAAUAGGCUGGGAGAUGGAAUACCGUAUGAAACAGUGCGUCGUAUGUGGGCCCUGCGCGUACUUUGGGGACGGGGGAAACGCGGUUAUGGUCUGGGCCGUGGAGCAGGACGUUAGCUUUUUUGCCGAUCCAUGGGUCAGAUAGGAACAGGACAGUUCGAAACCCUCGCCUCGCCCCUGCUCCACUCGUCUUCUGGUGCCCCGGCCGCCUAUCACCACCCCAACAUCCCGGCAGACGGCCCUCCCGUCCCCAACCCCGUUGGUGGCGACCGGUCAGGGUAUUGAUUUUGGCGGCGAGGAUUUUGGCGACGGCUGCCACUGGCUGAGAGGAAUGGAAGAGGCAGGCAUUGAGUUUCUCCUGGAUGCAGUUGACAGGUUCCCACUUCUUGAGGAGUUCGCUGAAAGCCGAGAGCACCCAGAUCCGCUUCCUCUGGUUGUGGUGGUGAACUGCGGAGCAGGGGUUGUUGUCCCUGCAGAUUCCGAUGCUGAUUUUGAUUGUGGGUAGCAGAUUGGAUACGAGGGCAGCAAUCCUAUGCUUGCUGGGGUUCGACGACAACCGGAUUCAUCCCCAACGAGGUCUGCAUAGUCUACUGACAGAGUCAAUCCCCAGGCCUCUGGCUGGAUAAAAAGACCAGAACAGAGCCAUGGAAGUGACAAUCAAGAAGGUGUACCCAGGGUCAGGGACUGCACAGGUGGUGCAAAUGGCAAGUCUUGAAGAAAGCAAAGGAGACAUUAGGACUGAUGUAUACAAAGAAUUCUGAUUUCCAGGUUGAAUUCCACAAGGUUGUGAACCACAUGUUAACAGAAGAUGAGUUUGAGGCGGCGUGGAAUACGCUGUUAGAUAAAUACAAUUUGAGUAAGCACACCUACAUGACACAGCUGUAUGAAAUCAAAGAAAAAUGGGCAAAACCUUACUUCAAAGGAGAACGAAUUUGGCGACAGAGCAACAUGCCAGUAAGAUAUACACCAGGGCAAUGUUUAAGUAGUUCGGACGUCUACUGAUUGAAGCGACUGCUUAUAAAAUGUCACAGAAAUAGAGAGGAUGAGGAGGUAUGUUACAGUUCACAACAUUGUAGCAAAAGAGAGAAAUGGAGCAGGGUUGAGUAUGAAGUGACCAUAAAUGAGGACCAAAACAAGUUUUCAUGUGAGUGUGGCCAGUUCGAGCACACUCGUAUGCUGUGCAGCCAUGUUCUGAGGGUCAUGGAAAUACUUUAUCUCGAGGACAUACGUGCAAAGCAUAUAUUGAAACGGUUGACAAAGGACGCGAGGGACAUACUGCACCAACAUCUGGUUCAGUACCAAAGGGACAACUCAGUUAACCUGUCGUUUACUUGUAGGCACUCGACGCUUUACCCGAAAGCCAUGGAGGUGGUAAGGAUGCGUGAUGCGAGUGCAGCAGCUUUUGAUCAUGUGUUCGCCGGUCUGGACGCUCUACUGUUGAGUGGCGCACCUUUCGCAGAAAAGCGGGAUGGUUACGGUUUUGAGGACCACAUGGCUGGCUUAACUCCUGGUACAUUACCAGGCAAUGGAGAGAUCGCAUAUGUUGGGGACAAGGGUGCUGAUAGAUGCAUCAGUACUAGAAACUCUAUUAGGGCGAAUGGUUUGCAUUGUCUAACAGUACUAGAGAAGCAGAGGGGGGUUGGAAGACCUACAAACAACAGUGAGAAGGCGCCGUACAAGGGGCUCAGUAAGCGCACAAGAUUCUGCAGCAUUUGCCGGCGCGGGAGUCACAACAGACUACAUACCCCGAAAGAGGGAAUGCCCCAAAGAAACCACUUAAGCUCGGGAGAUGCAGGAAUUGUCGAAUGGAAGGGACCGGCGGACAACGCGCACAAGACCUUUGGAUGCUGCUGAAAAAUGAAGUCUGAACUUUAUGUGCGUAAAUUAUAUUAUUGUUGUUCCGAGGAUUUUCUAGUGUGUUUCUGUGAGCAUUGCUCCAUGCUUGUUCCUCAAUUUCGAGACGGAGUGGUAAUUGCUGUAGUUAAGAACAAAACUUUGUAUCAUGGUAAUUUGUAAUAUGAUGGUUGGCUAAGUACUGA
Aegilops tauschii subsp. strangulata is the source of this 5040-nucleotide messenger RNA. NCBI's taxonomy places the organism in Eukaryota, Viridiplantae, Streptophyta, Magnoliopsida, Poales, Poaceae. The record is from RefSeq and is a predicted model, not a curated record.